Molecule: messenger RNA, 2374 nt
Organism: Salarias fasciatus (jewelled blenny)
Lineage: Eukaryota; Metazoa; Chordata; Actinopteri; Blenniiformes; Blenniidae
Exons: 3
Coding region: 956-2374 (472 amino acids)
Source: RefSeq, a predicted model, not a curated record
UUUAUUUUUGUAUAAUAUCCACUGUAAUUCAAGUCAAUGUUUUUUGUUGCAAUAGUGCCCCUGUGUGGUUGAAAAGAUUAUUGUUUGCAUGGAUUGUGUUUAGCUGAUUGGUUGAGGGUGAGAGAGCGGAAGCAGGAAGCAGGAACGCAGCAGCCUCGAUUCAGCGGAGAAGUUGUUUGCAAAAGAGAGCAGAAAAUAAGGAAAUGCAAAAGGAAACAUGGACGAUCAGCAAACCUAACAGCUCCCACACAUUUGAACAGAAGGCGCACACGUUUUUCACGUUGCUUCUUGCCCAGCUAAAGAGAAAUAAAACGCUGGCAAAUUCAUCAGUUGAAGCGUGGCCUAUUUCUGUGCAAAUAAAUAACCUGGGAGCGGUUAUAGUGAAAAACGUGUCCCCUGCCGUUAUCAACGAGGAAACAUCGCUGCACCGGCGUGAGAGGGGCCAGCCAGCGAAAGAGCGACGAGUGAGCAGCGUGGCUUCAGCUUGACCAUGCUCCAAGGGAAAGAGGUCUACGUGGAGUCCAUCACCAGCCUCCAUGGUUCUGCAGCAGCUGGACAUCCAGACUUCAACAGCUUGACCAUGCUUCAAGGGAACGAGACCUUCGUAGAGUUCAUCACCAGCCUCCAUGGUUCUGCAGUGGCUGGAUAUCCAAACCUCAAACAGUUUUUCCAGUGGAAUUAAAGACUAAAGCUUCACUUCAGCACAAUGCAAGUCUACAGUAAGCCCAAGCUUCACAAGGAUACCAGGUCAGACUGUGUCUAUAGACUCUAAAAAAAAAAAAAAAAAACUCAAAUACAAAGAAGAAGAGAUAAAGAAAAAGAGUUCAAAGGAGUUAAGAGAGUUAAAAUUGUUUACAAAGUGUUUUUGUUUAUUUUUGCUGUGACACUGGUAUUGUUUGAUAUUUUAAUAUUGGGUUAACUUUGAAAUAUUUGAAGUCUAUUGUGCAACACUGAGAUGGAAGAUACUUCAGAAACACGUCUGUUAGAAGAAGUAAUUGAAGCAUUAGAAAAAGAGAAGGCUUCAUUAGAGGUUAAACUAAUGGAUGAUCUUGAAGACAAAGAAAAACAAGAGGUUGAAAUACGCCUAGGUGAGAUCCAUGCAGAUCUUGAAAUUCAAAGAAUAGGCCAACGUCCAAUCCAAACUUUACCUGGAGUUGAAACAGAAGUGAGGCGCUCAGACAGAGAAAGAAACCUAACUGAGAAAAUGUUGGAACUGAAAAGAGAUGACAUAAUGAGCAAAGAGAGAAGUUUUAUGUCAACCUACUUGCACUUUAAAGCUGAGGUUCAACUCACAAGGUCGAAACUGAAAGGAGAAUGCUCUAAACUUGAGUUAGGUGACAUGAUUCAAAGGGUUGAAAAAUGCGAGUCAGAUUUAAAGCAAAACUAUGUAUCUUUACGUGCACUGACCGCACCAUCCCAAGACAUAAGGAGAAAAAUGGACAGUGGCAGUUCGGUUUGUACUGAUAUCAUAAAGCUUCUGAAAAGGCGUUAUGCAGAUUCUGACAAGGAAUUUAAUGCACAAGCUGCAAAGGAAUCAGUCUUUCAAUUACUGCAAAGAGAGGAUGCGAAGUCAAUUUAUGGCUCAACUGUGUCAAGACAGAGAAGUCAACACAGAAGUCUAAGUGAGCACGAAAGCCAAUUUUCUGCAAAAAGGGCUGAAGCAGCAGCACGUUUAGCUUCAAAACGAGCAGAAAUAAACAGAGAAAUGGAAAUCUCAAAGCAAAGACAGGAGAUUCUUGCUCAGCAAGAGAAGCUGAAAAUGUUGGAGAACCAAAGAGAUCUUGAGGCAAUAGAGGCAGAGUACAAUGUAUAUGCUGAAGAAGAAUCAAAGAUGAAUGCUGAAAGAACUGCAAGUGAAAUAAAGGUCACUUCAAGUCAGCUUCCAAAACAGCAGCAGAACAAUGUCUCACGCCCAGAAGUUCUUUGUAAGCCAGCGCCAGCUUUACCUGAGAUUAAAGGUGAAAAGAUUUUCCAAAGGGUGUAUGUCCCACAAACUUGUGACAGGAAUCCAAUGCCAAAAGACACUGAAGUAGCAUUAGUCCAAGCGUUAAAGGACUCGUUGACAAUGACAAGACUGCCAGCUCCUGAACCAUUUACAUUUAGUGGGGAUCCGCUGAAAUUCAUUGAGUGGAGCACUUGUUUCAAAGCUUUAAUAGAGACUAGCUGUGUUGAUCCAGCUCACAGAUUGUUCUACCUGAAAAAGUACAUAAGUGGGGAAGCACUUACUGUAUUAGAAGGAACAUUUUAUAGAAGCGAUGAGGAAGCUUACACCCAGAUGGUGAUGCAGAGGAAGCAGUCGGCAUAUCUGCAGAUGAUGUCACAUGGUAUAUACCUCACCAUGGGGUAUACCAUCCCAGAAAGCCAGAGAAAGUGA